AGUCGAAUCACGUAGAGCAUCUACAAAAUCCUUGAAAAUCGAACUGCGUUUUGAAGACUCCGAAAUCAUUCGGUUUACUUUGAGGAGAGGAGCUUACUCGAAUGUAUCUCGGGGAAAUUGUGUAGACACACAACUUUUUACCGAGAAACGUAUCUUGAGAAAGACGUGUCUUGAGCCCUGCGUUUGAUCGAGGAGGGAGAUUGCACCGGAUAUUCGAUUCGUUACGUAACGCACCCACAACAAACAGCCGCGGAAACAAAGGAGCCGCGAGGAAACGAGCUUCGGGCUUCGAUUGAUCACUCUCCUGUCUCGUUCGUCGACGUGAGAAAGAUCUUUCCGUUGCAGCGUUUCUCAGAGACGAGGGCGAAGAGCGAAACGAUCUGACACGGCAAGACACCAAGCAACACAACACUGACGACGACGAAGACGACAACACGCCGCGAAGGUCGAACCCACGUGACACGGCGUUUAGCCGGCGCUACCAAAUAUUGUGGCUGCGCGAUACAAUUCGUGACGUUCGGAAGACGUCAGACUUGAUACGUGAAACGCGUGUCGCGUGUUGUGUCGAGGAACUCGAAGACGUAAUCGCUGCAAGCUGCAUCUCUCUAAUCUCUCCAAUCGAACUUACGCGCGGAGGAUGAGAAGCGCUUGUGAAGCGAAAAAGUGAGUGUUUUAUCACGAACUGGAGAUACUUAAAUGGUCCUCAAGUUUCUAUCUCACGGAUAAGGGACACAAGCGGAGGCCGAUGAAAAUGAAAAUGGCUCCCGCAGGGACACCUUCGUCAAAUGGUGGUUUGCCACCGCCUGUAGGGCCCACACUGACCGGCACGUCGUUUGCCAAUUAUAAAAGAACCUGGUGGAGGAGAGUAGCUCCCUGCCUGGCUUUUCUUGCCGCCUUUUCCACCGCCAUGGUUCUGCUUCUUUUCUGGAGCGAGGCUGCGGCUUUGAGGAGACAGGCGUUUGACGCGAACAUGACCAGAGAUUACGUGCUGGACAGCGUUUCGAUGGACAAUCCGCAAUUGGUGGCGUACAUACGGCAAGUGCAUCUAAAACCGACUACCCAUCAGGACCCGUUGAACGCCAAUCAGACGUCAGAGGAGAAGUACGUGGCCUCCUUGUCGCAGGGGAAGCGUGAGGGUAUCUACGCAGAGUACAUCAGCAGGAUAGGUGCGAUUUCCAGCACCGCUUGGCUGGAGUCCAAUCUGAACUGGCGCGGUGUCUUGAUACUUACCGAGCCCAAGAGCUUCUUCGAAGCGCAACGAAGUACCAGACACCCGCGAUCGAGAGUCCUCCAUGCCUGUCUCAGCACGGACACGGAUACCAAAGAGAUAAAGUACCAUCAGGAAUCGGAGGUCCAGGUCACCAAGCUAGGCGAUGGUCCUAACAGCCUCGUGUCAUCGGACGACGGUUUUCCUACCACUAGACUCAAGUGCUUUCCUCUCUACAGCGUGCUGUUAGCGUACAAUGCCACGAUCUUGGAUUACUUAAGUCUUGACAGUCCUGACGCUCCCGAUGGUCAGGUACUCGACACCAUCCCAUGGGACAUCAUAAAAAUAUCGAUAUUGUCGAUACGAUGGAGUCCUCAUCACAGCGAGGCGGAGACAAAGAGCUUCAUCGACAAGAUGACCAGCCGGAGGUACAAGCUCGUACACACGACAGACACUGGAAAGUCGAUUUUCUUGUACGACACUCUCCUUAAAAUUUGA
This is a messenger RNA of Trachymyrmex cornetzi, 1705 nucleotides long. RefSeq names its product protein Star. Lineage: Eukaryota; Metazoa; Arthropoda; Insecta; Hymenoptera; Formicidae. Gene Ontology annotation, biological process: endoplasmic reticulum to Golgi vesicle-mediated transport; endosomal transport. The record is from RefSeq and is a predicted model, not a curated record. The transcript has 6 exons. The coding region runs from base 746 to 1705 and encodes 319 amino acids. Gene Ontology annotation, cellular component: plasma membrane; endoplasmic reticulum membrane; late endosome membrane.